AAUAAAAGGAGGAGAUUGGUGGAAAAGGGCAGAAUGGCCGAAGCAAAUAUCCCUGAAACAAACCCUGAUACAAAUUCUGAAAAUACAAUGGAAGAGGAAGACAAUGCCAUGCAAAAAUUCUUGGAGAAAUCACGAAGUGAGCUGAUGUACGAGCUUCGUAGGAUCCAACAUGGCGACCGUCCAGUUACGGGUCAAGGUCGAAAGGAACAAGUAGAUCAAUUCUUUGCUAAACGAAUACAAGCCUCUGCUUCUGCAGAAAACGUCCCAAGCAAUGUUGACAAUGUGGAAGAACAUCGUCCAGAAGCCGUAGUAGUCGAGGUGCAAGGAUUGUAUGAGCAGCAUCGGGUUUCUCAGAUGCUUCAAUCGCAGCAAUUCAGACGUCAACUUGAGAAUAUCAUACGUGGUAACAUUACGACUGCUCCUCGCCAACAACCAGUACCCCAACCUAGACGCAGAGCCCAGCCUCGAGACAGUGCACCACCUAUUUCAGAAAGAGAAGACAACUCAGAUGAUGACAGCGAUGCAGAAUACUUGUCCGCUGACGAAGAAAGUCCCUCAGCCUCACCAAGGACAGAAGCUAGACCACAACCGCCAACCACAGCAGUACAACAGUCUACCAACAGAGACAAUACUUCUCCAAGAAGUUCAUCCCCUGCCGUGGCGAGGGCUAGUGCUACCAGAGCGGAUGUUCAAUCAGCUAUGAACUCACCAAUAUAUGAUAUUCGUUCAAUUUCCCAAACUCAUCAAAACGACCUGAUUGAUGACAUUAGAGAGUUGGUUCAUCAGGGGAUUGUGUCGUCUACAUUAGAAGGUGCUUUCAGAACAACUCUAGAAGUCACCAUGCAGAAUCGUGUUCCUGAAAACGGAGCCGAAGUUGCUGAAAUCAUCCGAUCACUUGAGCCCACUGGUAUCAGACGAAAUGAUUUUAGAAUUUUGGGAAUCGGCAAUCCAGCUGAUGACGUGUCUGAUGAUAUUUCUGUUACCAGCUUCACAGCUCAAGCUGUACCUUAUGAUCAUAGUAAUCUGAAACUAAGUAGAGAACUGUCCAAACUGCGAUCUGAGAUGGAGGAGAUGAAGAAUAUGUUAAAAUUAAGUUUUGAACUACAAACAGACAUCCAGAGAGCUAUCAGACAGGAAGUCGCUGCUGCCAUCAAUAAUGCUCAAGGAGCAUCAGCAAUUCCUGUCUCAACACCUAGCAGACCCGUCAUGGAUGACAAAUGUGUUAUUUGUGUGGACAACUUCUCCGAUGUAGUACUGUACCAGUGUGGCCAUAUCUGCCUCUGCUUUAAAUGUGGAAAAGAUUUACAGCGCAGGGGGUUGAACUGCCCGGUCUGUCGAGCUCCUAUUAAAGAUUUAAUCAAAGCAUAUAGAUGUAAUAAGGUUUCUUAGUAAGCAAUUAUUCUUAGGUUAAGCACAUAGCCACCCCUUUCACUGUAUAUUAUUUUGGAGAGCUGUUAACAUGUCGUUCAUAUAUUUAUUUCUAUAAUAAUCGUUGAUGCCAUUUAGAUAAAAGGUUUGGUGAGCUUCAAGUCAUAUUUCUCUAGAUUACUCAUACCGCAAUUUCUAAUAUAUUGUCCAGAUAUUCAGACAUGGGAGAAACCAGUGAAGAUAGGAAUAAAAGAGUGAAAUUUCCUAGUUUGAGGUAGAUUUGAAGUAUAGUCUUAAUACUUCUGGUGUACUUCAUAUAUUUAUGUUUAAGACUCAAAUCAAACCCCCGUUUUUCACCUGCGCUUAUUACAUUAGGUGUCCUGAUAUUAUCUUAAUUUUUUUCGUCAUUUCCUAAAUAUUAAAACAUAAACCUUCUUCUCCUUUUAUUCAUUAUCAUUCACUUCUAAGAUGACUUGAGUUAUCUCCUCUUUAACACGAGAAUUGUAUGGGACAUAUGCUGUGUGCGCUGACAAUUUCAUGUGAGCGUAAUCUUUAUGUAAAAUUAGGAAUUGUUCCAGCGAUUUAAAGUGUCCAAUGGAAUUAUCCCUGAAUGAUACAUUGACUUUUAUAUAAAUGAUAAUACUCUUUCUGGUAUUUUUUCAACCUUUUAUUUUAUGUAAUUUUGUUUAUAUUAGUGCAAUUUGUAAAUAUUAAAACAUGUUUGUAUUAUAACUUAUGCUUGAAUGAAAUAUUUCCUAUAAAUUAAUAUAAUUUGUUUUUAGUAAAUCAUUUAUAGAGGAAUGCUUUGUGAAUAUAUUAUUAUAUUAAUGUACUUUUGACGCAAACAAUAUUUCAAUAGUGCCCUGCACAUUAUACCAACAGCUUGACAUUUGUAGAAAGUGUAUGUAAAAUGUAUUCUAGUCUACACUACAACUGGUGAGCGCUGCACCAUUUUCUCUGUGUGCGGGUGCCUUUAUUGAGUGAUUUUUAUGAGACAUGGCCGUAGAUAAAUUGUAUGGAAGGCG
Molecule: messenger RNA, 2393 nt
Organism: Lottia gigantea (owl limpet)
Lineage: Eukaryota; Metazoa; Mollusca; Gastropoda; Lottiidae
Exons: 7
Coding region: 34-1389 (451 amino acids)
Source: RefSeq, a predicted model, not a curated record